Messenger RNA from Exaiptasia diaphana, 1958 nucleotides. RefSeq lists its product as uncharacterized. The transcript has 6 exons. The record is from RefSeq and is a predicted model, not a curated record. Lineage: Eukaryota; Metazoa; Cnidaria; Anthozoa; Actiniaria; Aiptasiidae. Bases 69 to 1958 code for a protein of 629 amino acids.
AGAAAGCUCAGAAAAUAAACACACAAAGCUGUUCAUGGUUCCAAUGUCCUCACUGUGAUUUCCAUAUUAUGCAGGCAGCAAAAAGAAUUUUAAAGAAAAUCCACUCACCAAGGCAGUUGAGCUACUCACCCAAAAAAUGGAGAUCAAAGUUGCGUCCAUGGACGUUGAAGGAAAAGCAAAGCCUUGUACAGUUUAUUGCAUUAUUUCAUGAUGAAAUUCCGAAUGAAAAGGUGUGGCCCUCAUUUGGAUCAGCGUACACAUACUGGCAAAAAGCGUCUCAAUACAUACAUGAGUCUGCAAAGACUGAGUUAAGAUCAGGAACAGCAGUUCGUUUAGAAGUAUUCAGAAACCUGGCGCCAAAAUAUAAAACUUUAGGAGAAGCAGAAAACGACUUGGGACUUGGGGUGGAAGAGUAUCUAGAUGGUUCAGCUGAAGAGCAUUGCAGUCCACAAUCUAAAGCUGAACUGCAGGAUGUUUCUGAACUCUUGCUAGAGAAGUUCAAACUAAUGACACAAGAGCAAAUCAAAAAAGUGAUUCUGUUUGGACUUGGCUGUUUACAUAACAACAAUCUCCAAAGUCUGGUGUCCAUAGCAAUCAGCCAGCUGCAGAACUGUCAGCGUUUUUUGAAACAGUUAAUUUAUAAACUGUUUCAAAUGUUAGAUUCUGAUGCAGGAAAAGCAGUUGUUGAUGAGCUAUUUCUGAAAGUUGCAUCAACUGAUGGGAUUGACAGCAACCCAGGGAACUUUGCUAGCCUUUCCAUCAAGGCUAUGAAACGGCUGCAGGAGGAAAAGAAGAAUAAUCUUAUCUAUAAGUACAGCCAAGCAAUUGCGACAGACAGACCUGAUAGAAGGAGUCCCUUAAUGCCUUUGAACAGGAUGCCGUUUGGUAUGAUAGAGUACUGCAUCGAGUUCUUUACAUGUACCAAUGUGAUGCAGAUUAAAGAACCAAAUGACUACAAGUUGUGGCAUGAGACUAUGGCAACAGAGUUCCCUGGACGUUUCCAAAAGCUGUUUGCUGGGCCAAUGUGGAGUGGCCUAAACAAAUCAGAUGUUAGAGAUCCUCUUAAGGCUCGGACGAACAUUCCCUGCACUAGCAAGUCUACUCAACACAGAAUUGAUAAGAAAUCUCCAUUCCAUUCAACAACUGCAGUCCAGAUUGCUGCUUUAGACCAAUUAAAGAGUGCAAACCCAAAAGGUAGAUUUUGGAUCAAAAUAGAUGGAACAGAUGUUAAAACAGCCCUGAUGGAAUCUGUGAGGAAAGUUUGGAAUGGAGACGAAGAUCUCGGCGAUGGAGAGCUAAAAAAGCAAAGGGACGAAUAUGAGAAAAGAUUAGAGAAGUUGGGCGAAUUAAAGGACGCAAAGAACAAGGAGAUCCUGAUGAAAGACCUUACAGGAAUGAUUGCCACAGUGAAAGAGGAUGUUGCAUUCUUAAAUAAGGGGUUUGCUGAUGCAAUUGAAGUCUACCAGCACAAGUUCAACACACCGAACACUGCAGAAAAAGCUCUGAAGGAUGCUAACUGGAAUGUGGUCGAAUACCAGAAUCUAUUGCAAGAAGCUCAAAACCUACAAUCCAUCUACGAGGAAUCUGUAGUGACUCUCAGUUGUUCGACACAACCAACACAGCAGUUUAAAACCACCAGAGCAACCAUGAAAGACCAACAUGGUAAAGUGGAACUGUACCUUAGAAAUCUCUUUAAGAAAAAAAGAAUUGCAGCAGACCACGUAGAAGUAGUCAUGGUAUCCGAUGAAAAGAGGAACAAGAAACCAUAUGCUUUACCUGUAAAAUUUGUCCCAUGCAGAACACUGAAAGAUCAGUACCUACGAGAUUUGACAAGAGAUCUCAAACUAAGACUAACCCAGCGUGGCCUAGCUGUAGUUGGCACUACUACAGAUGGGGAGUACUGCACUCUGAGAACAAGGGGAGAGACUAGAGUGCACGACAGAGUGUCCAAAGGAUGA